Messenger RNA from Ruditapes philippinarum (Manila clam), 916 nucleotides. RefSeq names its product nuclear migration protein nudC-like. Gene Ontology annotation, cellular component: cytoplasm. Lineage: Eukaryota; Metazoa; Mollusca; Bivalvia; Venerida; Veneridae. The record is from RefSeq and is a predicted model, not a curated record. Gene Ontology annotation, biological process: protein folding.
UUGCUUGAGAAGAUGUUUAGUUUUCUUGCCAGGAAGACAGAUUUCUAUACUGGGGGACAGAAAGGGGAGUCAGAAAAGAUGAUAUUGAGUAAGUUCAGGAAGCAUGAGAAGGUUGCAUUAGAGAAACAAGCACAAUUAAAGGCAGAACGUGAGGAGGAGGAGAGAAGGAGGCAGGAACGAAUAAAGAAGAAAAAAGAAGAGGAAGAAAAAGCAAAAGAUGAACCAAAGAUUAAAGAGCUAACUGAUGAAGAGGCAGAUAAAUUACAAAAAGAAUUAGAAAAGAAAAAAUCUGAGCCAGAGUCUAGUGCAACAGAAAAUGGAACUGGUGACAAAACUAAAGAUGGAGAGGGCAAAGAAGAUAAAAAGUCUGAUGAUGAAGAAGAAGAUGAGGAUGCUAAAGGGAAGAUCAAACCAAACUUUGGAAACGGAGCAGACCUUGAAAAAUAUAGCUGGACACAGACUCUGUCUGAAUUAGAAGUAAUGAUUCCUUUAAAUGUGAAUUUCCCAGUAAAAAGUAAAGACCUUGUUGUUCAGAUGGAGAAAAAGCAUGUGAAGGUAGCAUUAAAGGGGCAUCCAGCAAUAAUAGAUGGUGAACUACAGCAUGACAUUAAACUAGAGGAAUCCACAUGGACUAUAGAAGAUAGAAAAGCUGUUAAACUCUUCUUUGAGAAGGUGAACAAAAUGGAAUGGUGGAGUCAGGUUGUCACGACAGACCCAGAAAUCAACACUAAAAAAGUUCAGCCAGAAAAUUCUAAGUUAUCUGACCUGGAUGGGGAAACUCGUGGCAUUGUCGAGAAGAUGAUGUAUGAUCAGAGGCAACGGGAGCUUGGUCUUCCAACCUCCGAGGAUGCCAAAAAGAAGGAUAUAAUGGACAAGUAAGUUUGUUAUUUUAAUCAUAGAUGUUAAUGUGAUUUGC